CAGAAACCAAGACACAACCCACCCACCAGCCAUGUCGAGCAAGUGGCUGAUUCUAUGCGCCCUGGUGGCACUCCUUAGCAUCGGCACCGAGACCUGGGCCAAGCCAGGCGCCAGACGCACCAUCCAGGCCAGACCUGAUCCUGAGCUGGUUCAGCGCCUGAAUGCCCGCUACUAUGCCCAGGAUGAUGAGGACGGCGAUGAUAUUCUAGAGCACGAAGAGGACCUGGCCGAUGACAACGAAGAGGAUGAUGACGAGGAAGCUGAUGAUGCUGAGGAGGAGAAGGAGGAAGAGGAGGAGGAGCACGAGAAGCCCAAGGACCAGACUUUAAUCCACAAGCAGUUGUCCACCAAAUCCGAAACAGUUCCCCUGAAAAAGGAGCACCGGGAGGUGGAGGUCGCUGAGAACGAGGAGGAUCUCCAAAAUCUCGACUAUGACGAGGACGAGAAAGAGGCUCUCGCUGAGGGCAUCGACUCCCCGGUAAAUGAGGGCCGCAACAACCGACGACGGGCCGGCAGACGGGGAGGCAAGGGCGGCCGCAAGGGGCGUGGCAGCCGGAACCGUAGGCGUGGCAAUCGCCGUUGUGGCGGUCGUGGCAAGCGCGGGCGACGCGGCCAAAAGCGUCGUUCUCCCUCCAAGCGAAGCGGUAACAAGCGAAAGACGGCUAACAAGCGGAAAACGGCUAACAAGCGACAGGGUCAAAAGCAAAAGACCAACAACAAUAACAACAACAAGCAGACUGGAGCACCUUCCACCAAAGUGGCUUAAAAACCAGAAAGACUAGGAAGACCUUUCCCCAAAUUAGAAUAAAAAUAAUAAAAAAAUAUAAAUAAAAAAUA
This is a messenger RNA of Drosophila bipectinata, 837 nucleotides long. RefSeq lists its product as uncharacterized. The record is from RefSeq and is a predicted model, not a curated record. Lineage: Eukaryota; Metazoa; Arthropoda; Insecta; Diptera; Drosophilidae.